Molecule: messenger RNA, 729 nt
Organism: Penicillium alfredii
Lineage: Eukaryota; Fungi; Ascomycota; Eurotiomycetes; Eurotiales; Aspergillaceae
Product: Asparagine synthase related protein
Exons: 1
Coding region: 1-729 (242 amino acids)
Source: RefSeq, a predicted model, not a curated record
AUGUGUGGAAUUUUCUUCUCCUUGAGCACGUCCAAACCUACACCACCAGCUCAAGAAACUUGCAGUUUGCUUCAAAAGAGAGGUCCCGACAGUGUCCAGACCCAUACGGUUCAAAAGGAAGUGGAUGCUUUGGAUGAAAAGUCUCCGCCUUGCUCUUACCAUCUCACCUUUAUAUCGUCGGUCCUGUCGCUUCGAGGCAACCAUGUAUACUCCCAGCCAAUAGUAGACCACGCAACCCAGUCUGUGCUCUGCUGGAACGGGGAGGCGUGGAAGAUCGCGGGCGAGAAAGUGCAAGGGAACGACACAGAGCGCGUCUUCGACUUAUUUUUGCAGGCCAUUGAUUGUUGUGACCGUAAGCAAGCCACUGAAAGGCUGGCCGAUGCGAUUGCUAGUAUCUCCGGACCGUUUGCCUUUGUGUUCUAUGAUGCGGUCCACUCAAGACUCUUCUUUAGCAGAGAUUGCCUCGGCCGAAGAUCUCUUCUGCAGGGGGUGGAUAAGGAUGGAGCCCUGAAGAUCUGCAGCAUCUGCGAUGGCUCGUCGUCAACCCACUUCGAGGAGGUGAGGAUGAACGGGGUUGCUAUGAUUGAUCUAGGGCGCUAUGGGGACUCAGCACGGUCUCCUGGAAAGCUAUACGAAAUUCAGACUCUGCCUUGGAGCUCUGAUCCCUCGCCACCAGUAGGGCAUCUUGUAUGUGUUGCUUUCUAUCGCUCAACACAGGAAAAGAAAUGA